CAAGCGACUGGAAUCACAACAUUAGAUCUAAAGUCUCUGAACUCUGAAUCGUAUUGCUUAAUUGUACCCGCUUAAAUUGAGGUUUUGUGACGGCAGCGGCUUCAACCAGUCUCGGAGACGCAGCGUUUGCAGAAAAGCUGAAAUAAUUUCCGCGCAGUGUUUUAAAAGCAUGCCGUUUGCCGCUAUGAGGGCUAAGCACCAGCAGCAGCUAGCGUUAGCUGGCAAAUGGCUGCUGGGCUGUGAUGUCUGUCACUGGACCAAAUGACAAGAUGCGCCAGUGUUGAAGCUGCUGUGAGCUGUAAAAUGAAGCCAUUUGCUGACAGCAUGUGACCGUCGAGCUCCCUCUCACGCUUUCUUUUUGUCUACUGACCAAAAACAAAAGUUGGUUUCAGCCACGAUGCCUCGCCUGGAAGAGUUGGCCAACGUUGCCCUCAGGGUGCCAAACAUACUGGUUCUGGACCUCCUCUAUAAAUGUGACAUUGACAGUCUAACAGUGCAUCUCAAGGCCAAAAACGAAGACAUGCUCUUCAAAUACAAAUAUGUUCUCUGGAACAUGUAUUACCUUGGUCAUCUGAUAAACUUGGUGGUGUUGGUUCUGCCGCUGAGACACAUUGUGACGCUCUACCUCCACAUCCUCGCUGCCCUCCUUCUUUACAUGGGACAUCAGAUCUCCAAGGAUUACGUACGAGAGGAGCUGCAGUACGGCUAUGAAGGAGCAGUGUACCGUGACUCUGUAGCUUUCAACAGAUUAGUCUCUGCCAUGACGAGUCAGAUUAUUCUCAGCACCCUGUGUGCCUUCCUGAUGAAGACCAGAAAGGUGUGGUUGUUCUCGGUCCACAUGCUCCCCCUGCUGGCCCGACUCUGCGCUGCUUCUCACGCCACGCUGCUCACCGUCAACACUUUCUCCAUGGGCCUGACGGGAGCCGGCAUCGCCCUCUUCCUCCUCUCCAAUCUCUUUGUGCCAUAUCGACUCGCAAGGGCUGCCUACUCGGAGCUGCUUCACCUGGAGGUGAUCGAGCUCUACAGGCUUCUGGCUGUGGGAAUCUCUCUGUGGAACCAGUUUGCCGUCCCAGUGCUCUUCAGUGUCUUCUGGUUCGUUCUGUUCAUCGUUCAGCUGUGCUCUGACACCUUGUCCGCCGGCUCCUCUGCAGUCCAUCAGGGAAUCAUGUUCUUCCUGCUCACAAGUGUCUCUGAAUGUUGUGCCACGCCGUACUCUCUUCUGGGCCUGACCUUCGUGGUCUCCUAUCUCGCUCUCGGUCUGCUCAACCUAUGCAAGUUCUACCUGGGAGGUUACGCCGCCAUUCAGAAUGAGAACGUCAUGCACAGAGGGGUGACCGAGGGCGUCACUCUGCUCCUGCUCGCCCUGCAGACGGGCCUGUUGGACAUGCAGGCCCUGCAGCGCACCUUCCUCCUCAGCAUCAUCCUCUUCAUCGUGGUGACUUCAACCCUGCAGUCCAUGAUCGAAAUAACGGAUCCUGUCAUUCUGUCCCUGGGCGCAUCUCGGAACAGGAGUCUGUGGAAACAUUUCCGAGGCCUCAGCAUGUGUCUGCUUCUGCUGGUUUUCCCAGUUUUCAUGGCUUAUAAGAUCUCGCAGUUCUUCCUCAUGGACUUCUGGCUCCUCAUAUUGGUUUCCAGCUGCAUGUUGACCUCUCUUCAGGUUACAGGCACCAUGCUGAUCUACUCCCUCUUCAUGGUGGAGCUGUUCCGCAGCAACCCCAUCGAGAGCCUGGACGAAAUCAUCUACUGGGUGAACGCCGUCAGCCGGGUGCUGGAGUUCGUGGUGGCGCUGUGCGUGGUGGCCUACGGCACGUGGGAGUCGCUGUUCGGGGAGUGGAGCUGGAUGGGCGCCUCGGUCAUCAUCAUCCACUCGUACUUCAACGUGUGGCUCCGGGCGCAGUCCGGCUGGAGAAGCUUCCUGCUCCGGCAGGAAGCGGCCAAGAAAAUCAACUCGCUGCCCAGAGCCACGGAGCGGCAGCUGCAGGAGCUCAACGACGUGUGCGCCAUCUGUUUCCAGGAAAUGAACGCUGCUGUGAUCACCUACUGCGGACACUUCUUCCACGGCAACUGCCUCCGGAAGUGGCUGUACGUCCAGGAAACGUGUCCCAUGUGUCACCAAAGCGUCCAGCCCACGCCGCCGGGCCAGCGCCACGCCGCGGCCGACGACCCGGACCCUCCACCUCAGAGAGACGCGGGGCGAGACCCGGCCGCAGGAGAGGAAGCCCACGACCCCGACGACGCCGGAAAUCAGGAAAUGCAAUGUGAUGAUGUGACUUCUGACCCCACCGAGCAGGAGGAAGAGGAGGGGGGCUUCCAGAGAGGAGGCGAUAGAGACCAGCCGGCUGAACCCCACAGCGACGGCGUUCAGGGUCUUCGUUUCAGCUCCAGUGGGGACUUUGUAGGAUUUGUCAGCCCAGUGUUACCAGAGGAGUCAAGUCCCCCGUGUGAGGAGAGGGACGAAAACCCACCACUGCCAUCCACUUUCAAAACUGUGAGCGACAAUACAGUCAAGUCCCCGUCUCACUCUGAAUCAACACGACCUCAAGAGUUUGUUCAGUCGAGUUACGAGCCGUCGCUGGACUCCUGUGAUACCUUUCAAUCACUGGAGGGAAACAAUACUGAAAACUGUACAGGGCCUGUCCCGUGUGAGGCGGAAAGCCAAACCUCUGUCCAAUCAUGCAAUCAAAACUCAGAACUCUCGGAGAAUACGGAACAUUUUCAAAACCAUCAAGGUCACGGCACACACUCAGACCUGCUCAGAGGGCCGGAGGCCGACCCUCAGACGUCUCAGCCGUCCCUCAGAGAUGCACAACCACAGACUGCAACGACUGACCGACCUGCAUCAGUGCCUUGAAGGAAGACUUGUUCUCUGUUAGCAGGGAAUCAAACACAUUUGCCUUUUGUAUGUGAAUCAUGAGGGAAGGCGGAGAUGCUUCACGCAGCGCUGCUUGUUGGGACGAGAGCGUCGUCUUGGGAUCGUCUCCUCGCCGUUCUCAUAAUGCAGCAGAUCCACUGCCUCUCACAGGAGCUGGAGUGCUGGUGCCAAGCGACUUAGCGCUCCCUCAAAUGAGCGGUCACACAGUUUAGGCUCAUCGACAGUCUGAAACUCUGCGAGAGAUGAUGGUGCCUCCUCGACAGAAGCACAAUUCAACAUGUCUGACAGUGUGGUUGUGACUCCAGUCCUGUACAACAUGAUGGUUUAAAGGGAAGGAAGCAUUAUGAUGCUGACGCCUCGCAGGCAGGAUCGUGCGCAGGACGGGGCUUUUCUGUUUGAAGCUUUCUUCAGCUCUCAUCUCGUGAGGAGAUGUUGCGUGUUAACCCACUUCCACAGUUAACCUCACUGUGUUCCAACCUGCGGCAGUGUGACAUUCAAUGGUGAAAUACAGUCAGACGUGCUCGUGAGGUCAGGACUGAGACUGUGGGACUGUGUCUUGCCUUUCAAAGAAAUAAAAGAAUAUAUAAGACAAAGAAUAUAUAUUGGUGGUACGUGAUAGAACGUCGCUUUCCUCCACCUCGGCAUAUCCCUCAGAUGGCGGCGUCCUCGUUACAACAUGCAGCAGCGUGAUGCCAGCUCCGCAUUUUUUUCUAUCAAGGGGGGGGAAAAAUAAGAGAGAGAGUUGUAUCUUUUAGCAGACAGUGUAAUGAAUGUGAUUCGGUUUAGAAAAUAAUUUGUUUGGGCUGAAUAUGAGAGU
Messenger RNA from Salarias fasciatus (jewelled blenny), 3689 nucleotides. Its product is annotated as RING finger protein 145. The transcript is spliced from 11 exons. Gene Ontology annotation, cellular component: endomembrane system. Gene Ontology annotation, biological process: ERAD pathway; proteasome-mediated ubiquitin-dependent protein catabolic process. Gene Ontology annotation, molecular function: zinc ion binding; ubiquitin protein ligase activity. The coding region runs from base 398 to 2851 and encodes 817 amino acids. Lineage: Eukaryota; Metazoa; Chordata; Actinopteri; Blenniiformes; Blenniidae. The record is from RefSeq and is a predicted model, not a curated record.